Molecule: messenger RNA, 438 nt
Organism: Penicillium odoratum
Lineage: Eukaryota; Fungi; Ascomycota; Eurotiomycetes; Eurotiales; Aspergillaceae
Exons: 2
Coding region: 1-438 (145 amino acids)
Source: RefSeq, a predicted model, not a curated record
AUGUCUACGGUCAAUCUGGUCAAAUAUUAUUUUUACAAAGGCAAGAUGCCAAAGAAUCCGAAAGAUUUGCGGGAUGUCGUGGCUCUAGCAUAUCAGACUGCCAGAGAUAUGAAACUUCAUCCGCGGGCAAUAUUGAUCAGGUCGAAACAUCACAAAACCACAACGAUUAAUGGCCAGACUGGAGAGGACCCGAAAGGCUGGCAUUUAACCUUCUGUUACAAGGACGAUCAACAACUUAUCAACAAAACCCACACUGCAUGCCAUGGAUAUACGAGCGAUGAGUACUCCUGGGAACUUCUUGAAUCGACACACGCCGGAGAUAAGCCAGAUUCGGUGAAGCGCAGAUUCUCGAGAAAUGCCAAUGUGUGGCCAGGCCCCGAAGAGCUAGACGAGGCCCCAGAGAUAGGCUACAGCCAUAUCUCGAACUUUGAGUCGUAA